AUGUGGUCGUCUACUUCCAGCGUUAUACGCUUGACCGCAGAAAACACUCUGGGAAAGACGACUCUAGGUAAGCCAAAGGUACAAAAGGCUACGUGGUUUUGGAACGAGGAAGUUCAGGCGGCAAUUUGUGAGAAGAAGUCCAAGUAUAAGCUCUGGUGGAGGACGCGUCAGCCUGAAGAUCGGGGUGCUUACCUAGCGGCGAAGAGUGAGGCUAAGAAGGCAGUCUCCAAAGCGAAGUCGGACCGCUACAAGGCUGUGUACGAUAUGCUUGAUACCAGAGAAGGCGAGCGGGCAGUGUAUCGUUUAGUCAGAGCACGUCAUCGCUCAACGUUGGAUAUGGAGCACACCAAGAUCGUUAAGGGAGCUGAUGGAGCCGUUCUGCGCCGCUCUGGUCAGAUCCUGGAGAGGUGGCGAGAGUACUACAAUCACUUGUGUAACGAAGAGUUCUGUCAUCCUCCCAUCCCAACCGUUCCCAGCGUCGAGGAUCCUGUUCUACCAAUUACUGCCGUCGAAGUCAGUGCUGCCCUCGCAAAAAUGAAGUCGAACAAGGCAACCGGUCCUGAUGACAUACCUGUUGAUAUCUGGAAGCUGCUAGGAGAUCGAGGGUCCAUGUGGCUCGCAACUCUAUUUAACAAGAUCGUUGCAGAAGGACGGACUCCAGACGUUUGGCAAACUUCCGUGACCGUGCCUGUCUGGAAAGGGAAAGGAGACAUUGCUGACUGCACCUCGUACAGGCCUAUACGACUGCUCUGCCAUACGAUGAAGGUUUUUGAGCGUGUCCUGGAAGCUCGUCUGAGGAAAAUUGUUAGCGUUUCACUCAACCAGUGCGGUUUUGUGAAGGACUGCAGCACUAUAGACGCUAUCCAUGCUGUCCGAAUCCUCCUGGAGAAACAUCGAGAGAAGAACCGCAGUGUGCAUCUUGCUUUUCUCGAUCUCGAGAAAGCUUUCGACCGUGUCCCACAUGAGCUGUUAUGGAUGUCCAUGAGCCUACCAGCGUUGUACGAUGUGCUGUUGGAACAAGCAGGCCAUUCCCUGUACGAGUAG
Molecule: messenger RNA, 1044 nt
Organism: Necator americanus (New World hookworm)
Lineage: Eukaryota; Metazoa; Nematoda; Chromadorea; Rhabditida; Ancylostomatidae
Exons: 2
Coding region: 1-1044 (347 amino acids)
Source: RefSeq, a predicted model, not a curated record